Arvicola amphibius (Eurasian water vole) is the source of this 1320-nucleotide messenger RNA. RefSeq names its product ER membrane protein complex subunit 2 (gene Emc2). Gene Ontology annotation, molecular function: protein binding. Lineage: Eukaryota; Metazoa; Chordata; Mammalia; Rodentia; Cricetidae. Gene Ontology annotation, biological process: protein folding in endoplasmic reticulum. The transcript is spliced from 12 exons. The record is from RefSeq and is a predicted model, not a curated record. Gene Ontology annotation, cellular component: EMC complex. Bases 194 to 1045 code for a protein of 283 amino acids.
UCUCUCCCGCCUCCGCCGGGUUCUAGGAAGAUGGCGAAGGUCACAGAGCGUUACGACGUGACUUGGGAAGGUUCACCAAGAGUGGAGAUCUUCAAUAAAUCUUCAAAUAAAACAUUCAAAUCUUCGAUCAGCUCCGUAAGGGCUGUUACCUCUCUCAGAAACGUUGGUGGGAGUCAUUCUUAAGAGAAUAAAAAUGCGAGAUAAAAUGAGAAAAUGGAGAGAAGAAAACUCAAGAAAUAGUGAACAAAUCAUGGAAGUUGGAGAAGAACUGAUUAAUGAUUAUGCUUCUAAGCUUGGGGAUGACAUUUGGAUCAUAUAUGAGCAGGUGAUGAUUGCAGCCCUAGACUAUGGUCGGGAUGACUUGGCAUUGUUUUGUCUCCAGGAGUUAAGAAGACAGUUCCCUGGUAGUCACAGAGUUAAGCGGUUAACGGGCAUGCGAUUUGAAGCUAUGGAAAGAUAUGAUGAUGCUAUACAACUAUAUGAUCGAAUUUUGCAAGAAGAUCCAACUAACACUGCUGCAAGAAAGCGUAAGAUUGCCAUUCGCAAAGCCCAGGGGAAGAAUGUGGAGGCCAUUCGAGAGCUGAAUGAGUAUCUGGAACAAUUUGUAGGAGACCAAGAAGCCUGGCAUGAACUCGCAGAACUUUAUAUCAAUGAACAUGAUUAUGCCAAGGCAGCCUUCUGCUUAGAGGAGCUAAUGAUGAGCAACCCGCACAACCACCUGUACUGUCAGCAGUAUGCGGAAGUCAAAUACACCCAAGGUGGACUUGAAAACCUUGAGCUUUCAAGAAAGUAUUUUGCACAGGCACUGAAACUCAACAAUCGAAACAUGAGAGCUCUGUUUGGGCUUUACAUGUCUGCAAGUCAUAUUGCUUCUAAUCCAAAAGCAAGUGCAAAAAUGAAAAAGGACAACAUCAAAUAUGCCAGUUGGGCUGCUAAUCAAAUAAACAGGGCUUAUCAGUUUGCAGGUCGAAGUAAGAAGGAAACCAAAUACUCUCUUAAGGCAGUUGAAGACAUGUUGGAAACAUUGCAGAUCACUCAGUCUUAAGGUUUCAGAGACUCUUUGACAUUAGAUUUCAAAACUGUACAGCUGAACUUCUUGGCCUGUGACUUAUUUACUAAAUGCCAAAUGCUGUUUGCAUUCAUUUUCUUUGAAGAGGUCAGUUAUAAAGAAUGUGUUCAAAUAAACCUCAACUGCCUUGUAUUGAUAAGCAGGGAGUUGGAGGGAGUCCAUGGAAGAGAGAUUCAAGACCUAUUGAUUGUGUAUCUGUCUUCUUGUUGCCCCCAUUUACCUUAUAAAUAAACCAUGAUUUAUUAAACUCA